Planococcus citri (citrus mealybug) is the source of this 2234-nucleotide messenger RNA. RefSeq names its product carboxylic ester hydrolase-like. Lineage: Eukaryota; Metazoa; Arthropoda; Insecta; Hemiptera; Pseudococcidae. The record is from RefSeq and is a predicted model, not a curated record. The coding region runs from base 118 to 1752 and encodes 544 amino acids. The transcript has 10 exons.
CAUAUGAAGUUCACAGUUCAUUUUCAAUCAAGCAGUUAAUCACAUUCGACAUUUUUCUCUAAUCGCUCGCUCUCGUUCUGUAUUUUUGUGUCGAACAAUGUAAUGUGUUAAAAUACAAUGUUGUUAUUCGUGGGUUCAAUUUUUACGUGUUUUUUGGCGACAGCUUUUGCUGAUCCCAUAAUAUCCAUAAAACAAGGCCAAUUGAAUGGUACUGUGCUGAAAUCCAGAAAUGGUAAACCGUUUUUUGCUUUUUAUGGUAUUCCAUAUGCAGAACCACCUGUUGGAAAGUUCCGAUUUGCUCCUCCGCAUAAAGCACCAACCUGGGAAGGACUACGAAAUGCGAUUGAAAAAGCUCCUGCUUGUAUUCAACCGCAAAAUUUCAUUGAUCCUAAACCCAAAUUGAAUGGCUCGGAAGAUUGCCUUUAUUUGAGCGUAUUUACGCCUGAGAUCAAUAAUUCGUCAAAGCUUCUGCCAGUAAUGGUGUACAUACAUGGUGGCGCAUAUUUUACAGGCAGUGGUGAUAAAGGCGCGAACUUCUUAAUGGAUAAACCCAUAGUGGUCGUUACGAUGAACUAUAGACAUGGCAUACUUGGAUUUUUAAGCUCUAAUGAUGCCAUAAUACCAGGAAACUAUGCUCUUAAAGAUCAAGUUGCAGCUUUAAGGUGGAUAAAAUCGAACAUAGCCAGUUUCGGAGGCGAUCCUAAUGCUGUAACUAUUUUAGGUCAGAGUUCAGGAUCUACCUGUGUGCAUCUACAUACAAUGUCACCUCUCAGUAAAGGUCUAUUUCAUCGAGCAAUUAUGCAAAGUGGUAGUGCUUUGUCGUACUGGUCGCAUUAUGAUCCACGAUAUGCCAAACGUUCGUUCGAUGAUGUCAUGAAAAAAGUAAAUUGUACGCAGAAUACCACCUUGGAGAUACUUCACUGUUUACGCCAACUGCCCGCUGAGGAUUUAAUUCAAGCAGAACAACAUUUCAGGGCUGAAAAACGAAUCGUAAUGAAAUUCCGGCCGGUGAUCGAAAAACGUAGAGUGAAAAAUGCCUUCAUGACUGUUUCGCCUCGUAAACUCAAUUAUCAGAACAUCAGCGUACCAUGGAUAAUGGGCUUCAAUUCUGCUGAAGGAAUGAUGGACGCUAUAUGGUUUUUAAGCAAAUCUGAAUCACAAAAGAAGAGAAUGAAUAAAGAGCUAAAUGCUGUAAUGCCUUUAUUCUUACACUAUAAAUACUUCUCAAGGAAAGAAAACGUGGCAAAUAUUACAACGGCUUUGAAAAAGUUCUACUUCAAAAAUGGAAAUUUCAAUGAAACAGAACAACAACAAUUAUGCAACCUAAUCAGUGACAUAGUAUUCGGCAUGCCUUCGUUACAAGCCGCUUAUGCUUAUCCUGGUCCGAAAUAUUUUUAUUAUUACGAUUUUGUAACCAAUUCAAGCGCUGCAGAUAUCGGAAAAAUAUUUUUCAACACAUCCAAAAAAUACGAUAUAAAAGGCGCUGUUCAUAGUGACGAAAUGGAUUUAUUAUUCGUUGGUCGUCGUGCUCGUAAUUUACGCGAAGAACAAAAACCCCUAUCUGAGAAACUGAUCGCCUACUGGACUAAUUUUAUAAUCACAGGAAAUCCAAACUCAGAAGAUCUGCCAGUAUGGAAUCAAUUACAACCAGACACCGGCGAUUAUUUACACAUCACGAACGACCGAAUUGAAAUGGAAAAAGGUUUACUUCGCGAUAGAUACGAGCUGUGGAAAAAUAUCAAUAAUUUAUAAAUAAACGCGGUUACGCAAAAUAGUAGAUGGGUACCUAACAUUACAAAAUGUACCUUCUGAGAAUUAUUAAGCUACAUCCGAUACUUUGAUCUUGAUAUUCGAAUAUUCUAAGGAUGACGAAGUACCUAUGUACAAAUGAGCUAAGGUUUUCUUACUUCAUUUUGAAAUCAAGAAAAUUCAUCAUCAACAUCCCUAUAUCUAUACAUUUCCUUAAAAAUCCAUCCUUAUCUACGUAGAUUAUCUAUUCGUAGCCGCUCAAAUUGAUUUACGUACCUACUUUAUAAGUAAAUGUACUCGGGUCACUUAUCUCGGAUUGAUUCAAUAAUCAGAAUCAGACUAGCUAUGUACUUACUGUAUUAGAUUCUACCAGUAGAUACCUAUUACCUAUCUAGUGUUCGUAGUAAGCUGAGUGAAAUUAAGUAUUAUGUGGCGACAUUUAUUGUUUUUAAUAUUUUGUACAAGUACAUUCGUAUUAAAGUAUA